CCCACCUCCUUGGGAAUUGGCUGCUCAGGUCCUAGGGGGCGGCCCCAGCGUGGGGAUGAAGUCCGGCUUUGCGGGCGCGGGCUGCGUGGGGUUUCAGUCACUGGUGGACAAAGCGCCGCGCGCUGGUGUUGCGGCCCGGGCGGAGAUCCCCGUCACCCUCCCUUUCCUUCCACACGGGCUCGCUCGCUCUUCCUCCGCGCCUUGCCCUCCCCCGGACUCCCGGGUACGGCCCCUUCGGGGGAGGGUGGGGCGCUCGGGUCUCCUGGCCCCGCGUGCGUGUGUCCGAGCAGCCCCGGGCGGUGGGCGAGGACGCGGCUUGGGUACCCGGGAGGGGCCGCACCACCGGGUCUGCAGGAAGCGGAGGCGGCCGCGGCUCGAGGACCGGCUCGGCGGGGUGAGAGACACCCGGAAACGGAUUCCGCUUCGGGGCCAGCGCGAGCCGGGUGUUUCGGAGGGCGCGAGAGGAGCUGGCGGGCGCUGCUGAGUAAUCCCCGCGGCGGCGGCCGGGCGCCCACCUCCCCCGCCGCUCUGCAGCCGGGCCGCGGCUCCUCCCUCCGCGGCCCUUUCCUCCUCCUCCCUCGUCUCCCCUCUCUUCCCCUCCCCUCCCGGCUCCGCUCGGCUCCCGGCAGGUAGAACCGGGCUCCGGGCGCGCGUGCGGCCGCAGCAGCUGCUCCCGACCUCGCCUCGGCCCAACCCGGGGCCUCGCGCGCCCAUGGCCGGCUCCGAGCAGCAGCGGCCGCGGCGGCGGGACGACGGAGACUCGGACGCGGCGGCGGCGGCGGCGGCGGCUCCCCUGCAGGACGCGGAGCUGGCCCUGGCCGGCAUCAACAUGCUGCUCAACAACGGCUUCAGGGAGUCGGACCAGCUUUUCAAACAAUACAGAAAUCAUAGCCCACUCAUGAGUUUUGGAGCCAGUUUUGUCAGUUUUUUGAAUGCCAUGAUGACAUUUGAGGAAGAAAAAAUGCAGUUGGCAUGUGAUGACUUAAAAACUACAGAAAAACUAUGUGAAAGUGAAGAGGCUGGAGUAAUAGAAACAAUCAAGAAUAAAAUUAAGAAGAAUGUUGAUGUCCGAAAAUCCGCCCCCUCUAUGGUUGAUCGGCUUCAGAGGCAGAUAAUCAUAGCUGACUGUCAGGUUUACCUGGCUGUGCUUUCGUUUGUAAAACAAGAAUUGUCAGCUUACAUCAAAGGUGGGUGGAUCCUCAGGAAAGCCUGGAAGAUUUACAAUAAAUGCUAUCUGGACAUCAAUGCCCUUCAGGAGCUGUAUCAGAAGAAGUUAACUGAAGAGUCCUUGACUUCUGAUGCUGCAAAUGAUAAUCACAUUGUGGCUGAAGGGGUGUCUGAGGAGUCUCUGAACAGACUGAAAGGUGCUGUUAGCUUUGGAUAUGGCCUUUUUCACCUUUGCAUAUCCAUGGUGCCCCCAAACCUGCUCAAAAUCAUCAACCUGCUGGGUUUUCCUGGAGACCGCCUACAGGGGCUUUCUUCACUGAUGUAUGCAAGCGAAAGUAAGGACAUGAAGGCCCCUUUAGCUACAUUAGCUCUGCUCUGGUAUCAUACUGUAGUCCGCCCGUUUUUUGCCUUGGAUGGCAGUGAUAACAAGGCAGGCCUGGAUGAAGCUAAGGAAAUUCUCCUUAAAAAGGAAGCUGCUUAUCCAAACUCUUCCCUCUUUAUGUUUUUCAAGGGACGGAUACAACGACUAGAGUGUCAAAUCAACAGUGCCUUGACGUCUUUCCACACUGCUUUGGAACUUGCAGUAGAUCAGCGAGAAAUUCAGCAUGUCUGUCUGUAUGAAAUUGGUUGGUGCAGCAUGAUAGAGCUCAAUUUCAAGGAUGCGUUUGAUUCCUUUGAGAGGCUAAAGAACGAGUCCAGGUGGUCCCAGUGCUAUUAUGCCUACUUGACUGCAGUUUGUCAGGGAGCCACUGGUGAUGUGGAUGGGGCACAGAUUGUCUUUAAAGAAGUUCAGAAACUCUUCAAAAGGAAAAACAAUCAGAUUGAACAGUUCUCAGUGAAAAAGGCAGAGCGAUUUCGGAAGCAAACCCCAACCAAAGCGCUGUGUGUGCUGGCGUCCAUCGAAGUGUUGUACUUGUGGAAAGCUCUUCCAAACUGUUCCUUCCCCAACCUGCAGAGGAUGAGCCAAGCUUGCCAUGCAGUGGAUGAUUCAUCUGUUGUUGGAUUAAAGUAUUUGCUUCUUGGUGCCAUACACAAAUGCCUAGGAAACUCAGAAGAUGCUGUUCAGUACUUCCAGCGGGCUGUGAAAGAUGAAUUGUGUCGUCAGAAUAACUUGUACGUUCAGCCUUAUGCCUGUUAUGAACUUGGCUGUCUUCUAUUAGACAAACCAGAGACUGUAGGAAGAGGCAGAACUCUACUUCUUCAAGCAAAGGAGGAUUUCUCUGGCUACGACUUUGAAAACAGAUUGCAUGUCCGCAUCCAUGCUGCUCUGGCCUCUCUGAGGGAAUUAGUUCCUCAGUGACAGACCCGGAACACCUGCUCUGUCCCUCCCCACCCAGGGUCCGCACUUUAAAAUAAAAGCAGAGGACAAAGCUCUUGUGAAGAUCGGCUUUUCUUCUGAAAACCACCUGUGCCAGGGACACAUUUUCCCACUUAAGCUGACAUAUUAAAGAUCUCCUCUUUUAAACAUGUAGCUAAAAAGUAAUAAUGAUGUUGAGGAGGAGGAUGAUGGUUAUAACUAACCACCUGGGGAGAGGGUUAAGUGACCUUGCUCAAACAUUUUAGUUUUGUGAUUUAUUAUUUUUAAAAGUCAAACAAAAUAUCCAACCCAAGAUCCUGUAGGAACACCUACCGUAAGCACAUAUCUGAAUGGGUAACAUAUCUGUAAAUUAUUAACAAUAUCAUGACAUAGCAUUUAUAUUUGUGUUUUGAAAAAAUAAAAGUGCUUUCUAGCGUUUUACUUUAUCUUCA
Messenger RNA from Saimiri boliviensis boliviensis (Bolivian squirrel monkey), 2916 nucleotides. RefSeq names its product tetratricopeptide repeat domain 39C (gene TTC39C). NCBI's taxonomy places the organism in Eukaryota, Metazoa, Chordata, Mammalia, Primates, Cebidae. The record is from RefSeq and is a predicted model, not a curated record. Gene Ontology annotation, biological process: cilium assembly; otolith morphogenesis. Gene Ontology annotation, molecular function: protein binding.